This is a messenger RNA of Asparagus officinalis (garden asparagus), 2113 nucleotides long. RefSeq names its product beta-glucosidase BoGH3B-like. The transcript is spliced from 10 exons. The record is from RefSeq and is a predicted model, not a curated record. Gene Ontology annotation, biological process: glucan catabolic process. NCBI's taxonomy places the organism in Eukaryota, Viridiplantae, Streptophyta, Magnoliopsida, Asparagales, Asparagaceae. Gene Ontology annotation, molecular function: beta-glucosidase activity. Bases 16 to 1959 code for a protein of 647 amino acids.
CCAGCGCCCUUAUCGAUGUUAACUAAUUUGGAGGUUAGAAAGAGAAAACGCGCGUUUGGACUAACUAUUGGGGACAUGGAGUGCUCUCCAAUGUGUUUUAUAGGCCUUCUGUUCUUGCUUUUAUGUGAAUCAUCUAUAGAAGCCAAGUUUAUGAAGUACAAAGACCCGAAACAACCAUUAAAUGGUAGGAUCAAUGACUUGAUGAAACGGAUGACCCUUGCUGAAAAGAUUGGUCAGAUGACUCAGAUUGAACGAAAGGUUGCAAGCACUGAAGUAAUGAAAGAUUACUUCAUAGGAAGUGUGGUAAGUGGUCCGGGAGGUGUUCCUCAUCCUCAGGCAACUCCUAAGGAUUGGGUGAAUAUGGUAAAUAAAUUUCAGAAGGGCAGUCUUUCUACUCGUCUUGGUAUUCCAAUGAUACACGGAAUUGAUGCAGUUCAUGGAAGCAGCAGUGUCUACAAUGCAACAAUUUUCCCGCAUAAUAUUGGGCUUGGAGCCACAAGAGAUCCUGAACUUGUGAAGAAGAUUGGAGCUGCAACAGCCCUUGAAGUCAGGGCUACAGGAAUCCCAUACGUCUUUGCUCCAUGUGUGUCGGUAUGCAGAGAUCCAAGGUGGGGUCUCUGUUAUGAAAGCUACAGUGAAGAUCACAAGAUUGUUGAAGCAAUGACGGAAAUUAUUCCGGGACUACAGGGAGAAAUUCCUGCUAAUUUUUCCAGAGGAGUACCUUAUGUUGCUGGAAGGGACAAAGUUGCAGCCUGUGCUGCAGAUUAUGUUGCUGAUGGUGGGACAUAUAAGGGAAUUGAUAAGAAUAACACCAUUAUCAAUCGUCAUGGUCUUCUUAGCAUUCACAUGCCAGCUUACUACGACUCCAUCAUCAAGGGUGUUGCUACUGUUAUGGUAGCUUAUUCAAGUUUGAAUGAAGUGAAAAUGCAUGCCAAUCGCGGUCUUAUCACUGGGUUUCUCAAAAACACACUCCAUUUUAGGGGCUUUGUCAUCUCAAGUUGGAAGGGCAUUGAUAUGAUUACCAAUCCACCAGGUGCAAAUUACACGUAUUCAGUCCAAGCUGCAGUCAAUGCUGGUAUUGACAUGGUGAUGGUUCCCUACGACUAUAAGGAAUUCACUAAUGAUCUUACCUCUCUUGUUAAGAAGAAGAUUGUCCCUAUGAGCAGAAUUAAUGAUGCUGUUAGAAGAAUUCUGCGAGUUAAGUUUGUCAUGGGUCUAUUUGAGAACCCCAUCGCUGAUCUACGCUUUGCUGACCAAUUGGGCAAGAAGGAACACAGGGAAUUGGCUAGAGAAGCUGUGAGAAAAUCACUUGUGCUACUGAAAAAUGGCAAAUAUCCAAACCAGCCAUUGUUGCCUCUCCCUAAGAAGGUUCCAAAGAUCCUGGUCGCUGGAAGCCAUGCCGAUAACUUGGGUUAUCAGUGUGGUGGAUGGACCAUUGAGUGGCAAGGAGCUAGUGGAAACAUCACUGCUGGGACUACAAUACUUGAUGCAAUCAAAUCCACCAUGGACCCAGCAACCGAAAUCGUCUAUUCUAACAGCCCCAGCUCUAGCUUCAUCAAAAAAGGCAAUUUUUCUUUUGCCGUUGUCGUGGUUGGAGAGGUUCCAUAUGCUGAAACUCAAGGAGACAACCUUAAUCUUACAAUUCCUUCUCCGGGUCCGAGCACGGUCAAGACAGUUUGCAGUCAAAUAAAGUGUGUUGUGGUUCUGAUCUCCGGUAGGCCACUCGUGAUCAAGCCAUAUCUCUCAUCAAUGGAUGCUCUGGUUGCUGCUUGGCUCCCUGGCUCGGAGGGCAAAGGGGUCACUGAUGUUCUCUUUGGUGACUAUGGAUUCACUGGGAAACUCCCCAGAACUUGGUUUAAGUCUGUUGAUCAGCUGCCGAUGAAUGUUGGUGAUAAGUAUUAUGACCCUCUGUUCCCCUUUGGUUUUGGGUUGACAACAAAGCCAACAGAAGCAAGAUAGAAAGUGCAAAAUGGGCAUCGAAGAUGAUUUUGGUGGCACCUGUUUAUGGAAAUCAUUCCGUCUGUAAUUGUAUGCUACAGGUUGUUUGUAUUUAGAUGGGUGACUGGAUUGAUCCUCUCACGAAUUGAAAUCCUACCGUUGCUACGUUUGAUUU